Messenger RNA from Polistes canadensis, 1081 nucleotides. Its product is annotated as dolichyldiphosphatase 1-like. The coding region runs from base 78 to 815 and encodes 245 amino acids. Gene Ontology annotation, molecular function: dolichyldiphosphatase activity. NCBI's taxonomy places the organism in Eukaryota, Metazoa, Arthropoda, Insecta, Hymenoptera, Vespidae. The record is from RefSeq and is a predicted model, not a curated record. Gene Ontology annotation, biological process: protein N-linked glycosylation; lipid biosynthetic process. Gene Ontology annotation, cellular component: endoplasmic reticulum membrane; intracellular membrane-bounded organelle. The transcript has 5 exons.
GUUCUCAGCGGUUCUCAGUCUUACGUUUACUGUUCGACUUUCUAUGGAAAUUAUGUGAUUACAAAUUUCACGGUAACAUGGCAUCGCUCGACGACGAGCUCACAACACAUUUUGUACAUGCAACUGAUGAAUUGAAAUGGAUUCCUUUAUCUUUGACUCUAGUCGAAUAUCCACAAGGAGACAUAUUUGGUAAAUUAUUGGCCCUAGUAAGCUUAGCACCCUUCAUUAUUUUGACAAGUUUUAUAACAUUAAUUUUGUUCAGAAGGGAUUUACAUACUAUAUUAUUUUUUAGUGGAAUCAUAUUGAACGAAUUUAUUAAUUUAAUAUUAAAACAUAUAAUUUGCCAACCAAGACCAUUGAAACGUGAUGGCAUUUAUAACGAAUAUGGUAUGCCCUCUUCUCACGCACAAUUUAUGUGGUUCUUUACUGCAUAUGCAAUACUUUUCAUAUACAUUAGGUUACAUCGCAAUAGUAAUAGCACAAUAUCCGAAAGGUUUUGGCGAAUAAUUAUUGUUACUGGCUGCACAAUAACAGCCGUUUUAGUGUCUUAUGGCAGAAUUUAUCUACAAUACCAUUCCACCUCGCAAGUUGUAUGGGGUUUAACUGUGGGAGUUAUUUUAGGAGUCUUAUGGUUUUUAACAACACAUAUUAUUCUGACUCCUUUGUUUCCUAUUAUCGUAUCAUGGCAAAUAUCGGAAUACCUGCUAUUGCGCGACACAUCUUCGAUUCCGGAUAUAUUGUGGUUUGAAUAUACAAAUAUUCGUACAGAAGUUCGAUCACGCUCGCGAAAAUUUGUAUCCAUGAAAUCACAGUAACGUUUCAUUCCUGACCGAAAUAAACGCGCGAGCGUUGCCUUUAUAAUAAUUUAAUUGUGAUUUUAAGCAUCAUUCCAUUAGAAUGAUUAUUCCAUUAGAAAAAUUCUAUCAUAAAUCAUCGAUCUAUUAUACAAAUAUUACAUUUAAAAAAUAAGUGGUAUUUAAAUAUAUUAUUAGAAUUAUAUUAGAUAUAGGUACGAUCUUUUUAUUUUUUUAAAUCUUUUGUUGCAUUUAUUAUACGGUAAAUUAAAUGUUUAUUCUAUGAA